Acomys russatus (golden spiny mouse) is the source of this 3078-nucleotide messenger RNA. RefSeq names its product claudin 1 (gene Cldn1). The transcript is spliced from 4 exons. The record is from RefSeq and is a predicted model, not a curated record. The coding region runs from base 227 to 862 and encodes 211 amino acids. Gene Ontology annotation, molecular function: structural molecule activity. NCBI's taxonomy places the organism in Eukaryota, Metazoa, Chordata, Mammalia, Rodentia, Muridae. Gene Ontology annotation, biological process: cell adhesion; bicellular tight junction assembly. Gene Ontology annotation, cellular component: plasma membrane; bicellular tight junction.
GCGGUUCAGAGUCUCAGAGAACUUCGCAGCUUCUCACUUCCAGACUCCACUGCCGACCCAGACCAGAAGCCAGGAGCUCGCCCGUGGCCACACAGGAACAGGGGUCCUAGCAAUAACUUGUUCACCGAGACCCGGCCACCUUCGGGGAGCCCAGGUGCGUACCUUGCAAACUCCCCCUCCUGCACCUGCCACUGAGCCCGCGCGUGCACAAGCCUUGGAAGGAGCCAUGGCCAACGCGGGGCUGCAGCUGCUGGGUUUCAUCCUGGCUUCGCUGGGAUGGAUCGGCUCCAUCGUCAGUACUGCCUUGCCCCAGUGGAAGAUUUACUCCUAUGCUGGGGACAACAUCGUGACCGCCCAGGCCAUCUACGAAGGACUGUGGAUGUCCUGUGUAUCGCAAAGUACCGGACAGAUACAGUGCAAAGUCUUCGACUCCUUGCUGAAUCUUAACAGUACUUUGCAGGCAACCCGAGCCUUGAUGGUAAUCAGCAUCCUGCUGGGGCUGAUCGGCAUCUUCGUGUCCACCAUUGGCAUGAAGUGUAUGAAAUGCUUGGAGGAUGAUGAGGUGCAAAAGAUGUGGAUGGCUGUCAUUGGGGGCGUAAUAUUCUUCACUUCUGGUCUGGCGAGUUUAGUGGCCACAGCAUGGUACGGAAAUAGAAUCGUUCAAGAAUUCUAUGACCCCAUGACCCCCGUCAAUGCCAGGUAUGAGUUUGGGCAGGCCCUUUUCACUGGCUGGGCAGCUUCCUCCCUCUGCCUCCUAGGAGGUGCCCUACUUUCCUGCUCCUGUCCCCGGAAAACCACCUCUUACCCAACACCGCGACCUUAUCCCAAGCCGACACCUUCUAGUGGGAAGGACUAUGUGUGACAGAGGCAAAGGGAAGACGUCCUCCUGGAGCAAACACGAAGUGAACAGUGAAAUUAGCAUUGACGUGAAGGUCCCAGACUGUGGACUAUGGUUAUCUGAACUGUGGUGUUAACAAAAGGAAGCAUAUUUUUGUACAUCCCCGUGGCUGUGAGGGGCUGUGCCUGUGCCUUAUCGCCUGUCCUGAGUACAGGAGGGAAAGCCGUUUCUGCAUUUGAACUGCUGCCUCCCACGGAGUAAUCCCACUCGAAUGGGGGAAGGGUGCUUCUUAAGUGUGUAUCGAUAUGUGUAUAUAUACAUAUUUUCUAUUAAAAAAAUAGACAGUUAAAAACCUCUUAUUACCCUGCUAUUGGUACCAGCAUACUUAAAAUGACUCUAAAAUAUGUACAACCCCAUAUUGAUUAAAUAAGACUACUGAUGUAUUAUUCUUUUUUCUGUGAACAUAUGUGAUCGGUCAAAUAUCAACCCUUUGAUCAGCAUGUAGUAUCUUUGCCAUAAGACCAAACUCCCUGACCAAGUCUCCCUUCGUUCUUUUCCCCCUGUGUCUUCUUUACAUCAACAUAUAUUUUUUUUUUAAACUCUGACAACAACUGCUUUUUCAGACUGUUAUUUUGAGGAUUGUUUCUAUCUUCUGAAUCUUAACAGUGAAUUUCAGAGACCACAUUUGAAGCUUAAAACCGGUAAGAAUCACUCGUCACUUCCAUGUCUGAGUUGUGGGGACAAAUCUUCUGGACAGAUGAUGUUUUUCUGCUGACCUUUCCCCACGGCCCUUGCACUUUGGUCUGUAGCUAUCUUGUUUGCUUUGAAAAUAUUUGUUUCACUGAGUGGCUGCACUGCUAACCCUGUUGUUGAAACAGUUUUAUUGAUUGCAUUUUUCAGGUGCUUAUUCAUCAUUCCAUAUCCUACAAACUGCAUUUUUCUUCUUCCAUUCUCAGCUAUCUUGUUUUCUCACAUAUAAUUAUCCUAUCGUUUAGCUCUUCUCAGAGAGGUGUGGUCUGUUUAUCUACCCAAACUGCUAGACUUGCAGAAGUGAUAGUCUAGUGACAAAUAUUCUCUCUGUAGCUGUAGGCAAUUUACAGUCUUUAUACCUCUUUUCCCAUCUGUCAACUUGGAAUAAUUAUACUUAACCAUCUGGUAGAGGUAAUGUGAGUAUUAAUUAGUUGAUAUGACUCUCAUUCUUUGAACAUGAAAUAUGCCUAAGUAGUGUUUUUUCCUUGCUCAAUUAGCAGGUUUGAAGUCACUGAAUAAAAUCUACACACACACACACACACACACACACACACACACACACACACGUGCGUGCACGUGCACCUUCACACUGCUCUGUAUCUUUCUUUGUUCAUGAGUUUAUUUCAUUCCUUUCAGCUGUGCAUGGCCUCUUGUUGGUGCUGUUUCACUUGGACAAGUGCUCUUACUAUUCCAAUCUGUAGGACAGGCCCUUUAGCAGAGCAGGGUGGUGUAAUAGGAAGGGUGUUGCCGUUGACAUUUGGAGACCUGGAAUUGAAUCUUGGUGCUAUCCCUUAAUUACGAAGCUUGGGCAAAGAAGAUGUAUUGCUACAUCUAUGCAACGGGUUCAUUAACUCCUGUCAUGCCUGUGUCACAUGUCUCAAGCUGGGACACAUGCAAACGUUGUUUUAUGAGGGGAGACAUGUUACUGCCUAGUAAUUAAGGAGUUUAAGUGGAUAGGUUUUGAGGUUAUUUUUCAGACACCUAGAAAGAGAAAAAUGCUAAAUGGGUUUCUUUCCUUAAGAAGUCUCUCAAACAAAUGAGCUCUGAAAGUUCACUAAGUUAAACUGAUCUUACGUCUUUAAAGCUUUUUGUUGUUUGAGUUAAUGCCUCAAGUCUGUGGUCUGAACUGGCCAAGAACUCUGGUGUCACCCAAAGAUCCUUCAGCCUCAGCCUUCCCACUGUUGAGGACAGGCAUGAGACCCAUCCCACUGUCACUUCAUAGCUUUGUUAGUUGGGCCUGAUACUUCUGGGGCUAAGCAAAUGUGCUGGAGGGAAGUGACAUUGUGUCCUCUAAAGGCAUAGAGUAUGCUCUUGGAGCAGUGAUACUGUCAAAGUUAAGUGGAAGCUAGCAGUUUUAGGAGAAAUUAAGAAUUAUAAUUCACUGUAAAACCACAUGGUAAAAGUUAUAGAAAGAAUGGAGCCUUAAUGUGGAUUUGAACUAUGUAACUUUUACUGUAUUUGUGAGUGUAAAAGCAAUCAUGCAAAGAUCU